AAAAAAGUUUCUUUCUUUUUCCACGCAAGGAAAUUAACAGUGCCAAGGAGGAGAAAAUAUCAUCCAACCGGAAUGGAGGCUGGUCUUCUUCUACGAAGUCUUCUCCUCCAUCUCUACUUCUUCACUAUUUCCUUCCAUUUCUGCCGCUCUCCUGCUUUUGCGUUGCCCAUCGGCAUCCACCCUCUAGAUGAGAAGUACUAUUCAUCGGAGUUGAUCAAAUGUAAAGAUGGGUCAGAAUCUUUCACCAGAGACCGUCUAAAUGACGAUUUUUGUGACUGCCUGGAUGGCACUGAUGAGCCAGGAACUGCAGCCUGUCCCAAGGGAAAGUUCUAUUGCAAGAAUAUGGGCAGCACACCAAAAUUUUUGUUUUCAUCUCGAGUAAAUGAUCACAUUUGUGAUUGCUGUGAUGGAAGCGAUGAGAAUGAUGGCACCUUUAGUUGCCCAAACACUUGUGUUAUGGGCGGGGAUUUCUCCUAUCAGACAAGAAGUUAUGUUUCACAAGAUAAUUUAGAUUCAUUUGGCAGAAAAAUAGUUAAAGAUGGAGUUAAUAGAGAGGAUCCAGUACAGAAAGUUAAAGGUUUGAAGAUAUUGGUAGUCCUACAGGUUCUUCUUAUUGUUAUUGUUGUGGGCGUCCCACUAUUUUGUCGAAGUUCCAGAUCUAGAAGAAGACUUCCGCGUUGAUAGCAUUGAAUUCAAGAUUUCAUUUUGCAUCAAGGUGUUAUAAGCAGCCUCUGUUCUCAUGUCAGUGGUCUAAUAAUAGCUUUAGCUUUAUCUAACUGUAUGUAUUCAAGAUUGUUUUUCCAGUUUUUUCUUCUACAGAAUAUCAAGAAUGUAAUGGUUGUGAACAGUCAUAGGAUGAAUUGAUGAAAUUAUGAAUGUACUAUGAGUGUAAUUUUACCAAGUUAAUAUACCUUAAGCUGAUCAGA
Messenger RNA from Ipomoea triloba (trilobed morning glory), 926 nucleotides. Its product is annotated as glucosidase 2 subunit beta-like. Bases 73 to 681 code for a protein of 202 amino acids. The record is from RefSeq and is a predicted model, not a curated record. Gene Ontology annotation, cellular component: glucosidase II complex. The transcript is spliced from 5 exons. Gene Ontology annotation, biological process: N-glycan processing. NCBI's taxonomy places the organism in Eukaryota, Viridiplantae, Streptophyta, Magnoliopsida, Solanales, Convolvulaceae.